Vicia villosa (hairy vetch) is the source of this 1051-nucleotide messenger RNA. Its product is annotated as lactoylglutathione lyase. The record is from RefSeq and is a predicted model, not a curated record. The transcript is spliced from 9 exons. Lineage: Eukaryota; Viridiplantae; Streptophyta; Magnoliopsida; Fabales; Fabaceae. Gene Ontology annotation, molecular function: lactoylglutathione lyase activity; metal ion binding. The coding region runs from base 31 to 744 and encodes 237 amino acids.
AAUCUCUCUCUAUCUCUCCGAUAAUUAAGCAUGUCAGCCACCUCUACUUUACACUUCCUUUCUCGUCUCCGUUUCAUCGCCAAACCCCAACGUUUCUCUCUCCCAUCACCACUCUCAACCCCUUUCCAUUUCUCACUCUUCACCAAACCAAAGAAAUCGACUCAGUUUCGAUUUUUCUCAAUGGCUGCUGCUGAACCGAAGGAAUCACCGGCUAACAACCCUGGUCUUCAUGCAACUAUAGAUGAAGCUACUAAGGGUUACUUUAUGCAACAAACUAUGUAUAGAAUCAAAGACCCCAAAGUUAGCCUUGAUUUUUACUCCCGCAUUUUGGGCAUGUCUUUGCUCAAGAGACUGGAUUUUCCGGAAUUGAAAUUCAGCUUGUACUUUAUGGGGUAUGAGGAUACAUCUGAAGCUCCAAGUAACCCUGUUGAUAGAACAGUUUGGACCUUUGCUCAAAAGGCUACAAUUGAAUUGACACAUAAUUGGGGCACAGAAAGUGAUCCAGAGUUCAAAGGGCACCACAAUGGCAAUUCGGAUCCUCGUGGUUUUGGACACAUUGGCAUAACUGUUGAUGACACCUACAAAGCUUGUGAAAGAUUUCAGAAUUUGGGAGUUGAGUUUGUUAAGAAACCAGAUGAUGGGAAAAUGAAAGGGAUAGCAUUUAUCAAGGAUCCGGAUGGAUACUGGAUUGAAAUCUUUGACAGGAAGACAAUAGGAAAUGUAACAGAAGCUGCUGCUGCUUAAGAUAAAAUCUUCAGAGAGAUUCAUCUCCUUGCAGAUUUUAACAGGUCACUACUCCAAUAUGAUUGACCGGCUGCUUUGUAAGCUCUAAUAAUUCUCCAAAUCACCCAAGGAAGAAUGAAUAAGUUGUAGUCAAAACAGAAUGUUAUAAGGAUUGUGUUGUGAAUCCUCAUUUUCAUUUCAGAAGUUCUCAUAAUCAAAAGCUAGUAGAUUUUAACUUGUUUCUGCAAUGGAUUUAAAAACAAGACAUAUUUUACGUGUUCAUUGUGCUUUGACAACUAAAGACGACAUACAGUCUGUUUUUUUAGUA